Messenger RNA from Sphenostylis stenocarpa, 2409 nucleotides. The record is from the annotation of a GenBank genome assembly. Lineage: Eukaryota; Viridiplantae; Streptophyta; Magnoliopsida; Fabales; Fabaceae.
AUGAGAGUGUUGAAUCUGAAUCAGAUACAGUUUGGAACACAGAUAAGGCAUCGUUUCGAAAGUCGGCUUGAUCUUGGCCCUGAUCAGAGAAAGGCCGUGCAAUUCAUGGAGGAUAGUGAAAGGUUUGAUGAGAAGUCUUUUUCAAAUGGGGAUGUCUACAUAGGUAUGAUCAAGGGUAUACUGCCCCAUGACAAGGGAAAGUACACAUGGUCAGAUGGAACAGUAUAUGAGGGUGAUUGGGAAGGUGAAAAAAUGACCGGAAAGGGACUGAUUGUGUGGUUAUCAGGAGCACAGUAUGAGGGUGAAAUAUGUGGAGGUUACCUACAUGGUUAUGGAACACUUAGAACAUCUGCAGGGUGCAUUUAUAGAGGGGGGUGGAAGAUGAAUGCUCAGGAUGGGAUUGGACUGAAGCAGUAUUCCAAUUCAGAUGUAUAUGAAGGUUUAUGGAAAGAAGGAGUUCCUGAAGGGAGUGGCAGGUAUACUUGGAAAAAUGGCAAUAUGUAUGUUGGGAAUUGGAAAAAUGGGACAAUAGAUGGUCGAGGGGUCAUGAAGUGGGUUAAUGGUGAUACCUUUGAUGGUUUCUGGUUAAAUGGGCUUAUGCAUGGAUCAGGAAUUUAUAAUUUUGGAGAUGGAAGUCUUUAUAUCGGGACAUGGAAUAAAGGCUUAAAGGAUGGAAAAGGAGUGUUCUAUCCUGCAGGUAGUAAACAUCCAUCGCUAAAGAAAUUGCACAGCCUUCAUGACAGUGACGAUAAUGGUGUCUUAUUGAAUAUAGAAAAACAUGAGGCUCCAAAAGCUUCAGUUAAGCGUAGCCUUUCUGAAAACAUACCUGUCAUUAGUAGAUUUAAAAGUUUCCGUCAAAUAUCUCACAGGACUUCGUCAAUGAAAAUAAAUUUGAUCCGUAAUGAUUUUGCUCAAGAUUGUGUUUGUCACGAUUCUUCACUUUCCAAUGUCUUCGGUGAAGAUCAACCAGAGGCAUCAGUUAAAAGUACAUUGGUUUAUGAAAGGGAGUAUGUACAAGGAGUUCUGAUUAUGGAGAGAAUUAGUGAGUGCUCAGAGUCAUCACGAAAAAAGAAUCAGCAAAAUAAGUUUAGUGUGAAACUGGUAAAGAAGAAUUCAUGUUUGGACAUUUUUGAAGACCGGCGAAGCUAUUAUCUUAAGCUUAAUUUGCAGCUUGGCAUCAGGUAUACUGUUGGCAAAAUUACACCAGUACCUGCACGCGAAGUUCGAUCAUCUGAUUUUGGGGAUCGAGCUAGAAUAAGGAUGUACUUUCCAAGGGCUGGUUCAAAGCUUACUCCACCACAUUGUUCAAUAAACUUUUACUGGAAAGAUUAUUGCCCUAUGGUCUUCAGGAAUUUGAGAGAGAUGUUCAAGUUAGAUGCUGCAGAGUACAUGAUGUCCAUUUGCGGAGAUAGUGGUCUAAGGGACUUGUCUUCUCCUGGAAAAAGUGGCAGCAUCUUCUAUCUUUCUAAAGAUGAUAGAUUUGUGAUAAAGACUGUGAAUAAAUCUGAACUAAAGGUUCUGCUUAAUAUGCUUCCUAAAUAUUAUCGGCAUGUUGGAGAUCAUGAGAAUACUCUUAUAACAAAAUUCUUUGGACUCCAUAGAAUAACAAUAAGAGGUGGAAAAAAGGUGCGUUUUGUGGUCAUGGGGAAUGUGUUUUGCACAGAACUACAAAUCCACCGUCGUUAUGAUCUGAAAGGGUCUUCACAAGGAAGAUAUACAGACAAUGAUAAAAUCAAUUGCAACACAACACUGAAAGAUCUUGAUCUAAAAUAUGAGUUUCAUAUGGAUAAAAAAUUGCGAGAAUCCCUACUCAAGCAAAUUUCACUCGAUUGCAAGUUCUUGGAGUCACAGCAUAUAAUUGAUUACAGCCUUCUGUUAGGAUUACAUUUCCGAGCUCCAGAGAAUAUGAAGGCAUUUGUGGAACACCAUGAAUCAAUGCAGCGUCAGGAAAAUUUACCUUCUGGAGAUGAAGAAGAACACUUAAUUCUUCCAAAAGGCUUGCUAUUAGUUUCCCAUGAACCAAGCAUAGUCAACACGGCACCUGGACCUCACAUUAGAGGGAAUACAUUAAGGGCAUACUCCAUGGGUAAUAGUGAAGUUGAUCUUUUACUGCCUGGUACUGCAAGGUUGAGGGUGCAGCUUGGAGUAAACAUGCCAGCUCAAGCUACUCGAAAUAUUGAGGAGGAUAAGGUGGAGGCAAAAGAAGUAGAGCUUUUUGAGGUGUAUGAUGUUGUCCUCUACAUGGGCAUAAUUGAUAUAUUGCAGAACUAUAAUCUGAAAAAGAAAAUUGAGCAUGCAUACAAAUCCCUCCAAUUUGACCCUAUCACAGUAUCAGUAGUUGAACCCAAAAUUUAUAAUGAACGUUUCCUCAAAUUCUUAGAGGAAAAAGUUUUCCCCGACACCCCCUGA